AUGCCCUCCUAUCACCAGGGCCAAGGUGACACAUUUCCUCUGUCCCCACCUUACCCAGGUUUUCCAUAUGUAAAUGCACCAUAUCCCUACCUCUCCUUAAAUCUGACAUCUGAUCCUGCCAAUGUGUCCAUCCUCACUCAGAGGUCACUGGAGCGACCCCAGGGCCGAGUGUACAACCAGUCAAUGGACGUAAAGAAAAAGAGAUGGCAAGUCCUGUGUGCUUCUGAGUGGCCGACAUUUAACGUCGGCUGGCCCCGUGAUGGGACUUUCGACCUUGGUAUUAUCUUGCAGGCUUCUGCCAAAUCUCAAUUAUAUCCUGUCCUCAAGAAAGAGAAAACCCUUCACUCCAAACCUAUUCUUCCUGCUGAUGAGUCUGAUCUUAUAGAUUUACUUUCAGAAGACGGAAUCACCCCCCCUUAUCAGCCCCCUACCCAGGGCACUGUAGGUGGCGGUGAUGCCCGGCAAAGGGGUCCGGACAAACCAGACAGUACCAGUACCACUCCUGCCCUGGACAACGGACAAGAAGACACUACUGCAGACUCCCCAGUAGCUGGCAGACUCAGUGGUAGAAGGGAGACAGCCACAGAAGGAACCUCCCGAGCCUUUCCCCUGCGCCAGACUGCCGGACCAGGAGGCCAAUUUCAAUACUGGCCUUUCUCGGCGUCCGACCUCUAUAAUUGGAAAUCUAACAACCCCUCCUUCUCCAAAGACCCUGUAGCUCUCUCUAAUCUAAUUGAAUACAUCCUAAUAACCCAUCAACCCACUUGGGAUGACUGCCAACAGCUUUUGCAGGUCCUUCUAACCUCAGAAGAAAAACAACGUGUCUUCCUGGAGGCUCGAAAGAACGUCUUAGGAGAUGAUGGGAGACCCACUCAGUUGCCUAAUGAAACUGAGGAAGCUUUUCCCCUAAAUCGUCCUGAUUGGGACUUCAAUACUGCUGCCGGUAGGGGACACCGGCGCCUUUAUCGCCAGUUACUCAUAGCGGGCCUCCGCGGCGCUGGACACCGUCCCACGAAUUUGGCUCAGGUAAGACAGAUAACCCAGGGACUGAAGGAAACUCCGACUGCAUUUUUGGAGAGGCUAAAGGAAGCCUACCAUAUGUACACACCCUUUGAUCCUGAUAGUAAUGAACAAAGGGGCAAUGUUUCUAUGGCUUUCAUUUGGCAGUCGGCUCCAGAUAUUAGGACUAAGUUGCAGAGACUAGAUAAUUUACAAGAUUAUAGCCUGCAGGAUCUCGUA
Messenger RNA from Phodopus roborovskii (desert hamster), 1239 nucleotides. RefSeq lists its product as uncharacterized. NCBI's taxonomy places the organism in Eukaryota, Metazoa, Chordata, Mammalia, Rodentia, Cricetidae. The record is from RefSeq and is a predicted model, not a curated record. The annotation marks the transcript as partial. Gene Ontology annotation, biological process: virion assembly. The transcript has 3 exons.